AUGGGCUCAGCUAGGAGCGGUGGGUUCACGUCAAAAUCUUCGACGAAUACGCCGAAGGUCUUUGAAGGACUACUCCCCCUGGACCUCAGAAUACAUGAGGCAGCAGCCCUGUAUGAGGCAAAGAGGGGAGUGAGCCAGCUGGCGACAGGAGACGGGGAGAUGGAGCGCAUGACCAAAUUCGCAGAUAUUCCCCACCCAGCAAAACACAUAGAUCUGCAGUUCAUAUGCUUGGAGGACCGUGAACAGGUAGACACCCAUAGUACGCAAACAGUACGCAUAUACACCGAUGGCAGCAAAAUUGAUGGCAAGGUCGGGGCCUCAUUGUCUUUCUGGAGCAAUGAGGUCGAGACCAAGUGCAAGAAAUUGAAGCUGUCGUCGUACUGUACGGUCUUCCAGGCGGAACUGUUAGCUAUAUGUAGGAGCACUAGGGAGAUCAUAAAGCACCCAAAAGACAGCUUCGGAAUCUACAGUGACUCAAGGUCGUCACUAGAAGCCGUUACAAAUAAUCGCUCUCUCCAUCCCUUAGUGGUCGAAAUCCGUCGUAAUCUAGAAGAGUGCAAGCGCAGGAAUAAACGCGUUGAACUCUUCUGGAUUAAAGCUCACGCGGGCCUAGAGGGGAAUGAGAGAGCUGACCAGCUCGCAAAAGAGGCCGCUCUGAAGCUGAAGACCAAGCCAGAUUAUGACCUGUGCCCUGUCUCAUGCGUCAGGCGACAGAUCCGUUUGGGGUCGCUUGAGGUAUGGAACAAAAGGUACAGUGAUGGUGAAACCGCAGCAACUACCAAGCUUUUCUUCCCAGACGCCAUAAAGGCCUGCAGCAUAGUCCGGCACGUAAAGCCAAACGGUAUUUUAACUCAGGUAAUGACAGGGCAUGGUGGGUUUUCCGCAUAUUUGAACCGCUUCAAAUGUAAGGAGGACCCAUCGUGUAUCUGCGAGCCGGAAAAACCGGAAACUGUAGAGCACAUAAUAAUAGAAUAUCCUGUCUUUGGUAGAGAAAGUUGCAACGCACAAAUGAUAGCGACUUUGAUGAAGCAAAAUGACGAGCACACUGUAGAAAGAAAAAGAGCUAAAGAAAAAGAGAAGGAUAAGAAUAUCAUAUGGUGA
Molecule: messenger RNA, 1101 nt
Organism: Bombyx mori (domestic silkworm)
Lineage: Eukaryota; Metazoa; Arthropoda; Insecta; Lepidoptera; Bombycidae
Product: retrovirus-related Pol polyprotein from type-1 retrotransposable element R1
Exons: 3
Coding region: 1-1101 (366 amino acids)
Biological process (GO): DNA replication, removal of RNA primer
Molecular function (GO): RNA-DNA hybrid ribonuclease activity; nucleic acid binding
Source: RefSeq, a predicted model, not a curated record